Tigriopus californicus is the source of this 951-nucleotide messenger RNA. RefSeq names its product histidine-rich protein PFHRP-II-like. Gene Ontology annotation, cellular component: extracellular matrix. Bases 151 to 888 code for a protein of 245 amino acids. The transcript is spliced from 2 exons. Lineage: Eukaryota; Metazoa; Arthropoda; Copepoda; Harpacticoida; Harpacticidae. The record is from RefSeq and is a predicted model, not a curated record.
UAACAGAUCCGUAGGAGCGUCAGAGAAGUUUGAAGUGACGUGAGAGUGAUUGUGGUGCAACGCCACUCCUCUAAACUUUACCAAACCUAUAAAAGAGCCGCGGAAAUAACCAAAGGUAUCCAGUUUAGGCUCAAACAUCCAAACAUCAACAUGAAGGCUUUCGUCGCUGUCCUCUCCGUCUUGGCUUUGGCCGCCGCUGAUCAAUCCAGCCAUCAAACUAUCAAGCACGGCAAUGCUCCGGCUGUCCACUCCUCCAUCCACAAGCCCCAUGGUGGCUCUCAUGCCCAUGUGGUGAGCCAACCCUCCGCUCAACCCAAUGAGGUCAACCAGGCCUACAAUGAGGAGAAGUACACCGCUGCUGCCCACGCUCCCAGCCAUGAGGUCCGCACUCCCGCCUACCAUCCAGCUCCCCACCACGCUCCUGUUCACCAUGCUCCCGCUUACCAUGCCGCUCCCGUUCACCAUGCCCCUGCCUACCAUGCUGCUCCCGUUCACCACGCCCCUGCCCCAUACCACCCAUCUCCUGUCCAUCAUGCCGCCCCUGUCCACCAUGCCCCUGCUCCUUAUCACCCUGCUCCCGCUCAUGGUCAUGCUCAUGGUGAUGAGUAUGAGGCCGCCCCUGUCUACCAAUACGGUUAUGCCGUGGCUGAUGAUUACUCUGGAUCCAACUUCGCCCAAAACGAGAACCGUGACAACUAUGCCACCAACGGCGAAUACCGUGUUGCCCUUCCCGAUGGUCGCACCCAAAUCGUGAGCUACAGUGUUGCCGAUGCCUACUCCGGUUAUGUGGCUGAUGUCAGAUACGAGGGAGAGGCCAAGUACGAGCCUUACCAACCCGCUCACAAGAACGCCUACCAUCCUGCUCCUGCUCCUGCUUACAACGCCUAAGCUUCAUGUUGAUGAUAUUUAUCUCUAUCUAUGACAAUAAAGAAAGGCUAAACCUCUAAAAUA